AGCAGUCAGCACUAAACAUUUGUCAAAUGUCUUGCGUUUAGCCUUGAGUUGCGGCUGUUGUUAUUUGUAUUAAUAAAUUUUGUAUAUUAUUAUUCACACAAUAAAUAUUAUAGGUAAAUAAAGAUGUGGAUUGGCUUCGCAAAUUACUUGUAAUUUGCGCGAAUUCACUAAAACUCUGUGGUACUGAGAAUAUGCAGGAACAACAAUGGGUCACGAACGCGAAGAACAGUUUUAUCACACAACUGUACAACAUACUUCAGGUCGCUGUGGCAUCAAAAUCUUGCAAAUGUGGCCACACAUUCUUUGCAUCACGCCGUGGAGCCGAUACGCUCCCGCCUGUUGACGAUAUUAGAAGGCGGACUGGUAGGGUAAAAAGAGCUCAGCCACAAUUUUAUGACGCGCAAGAUUAUCAAAAGCAAAAAAGAAAGUCCCCAAAGAAAAGAUCUCUUGAUGAUGAUGAUUAUAAGAAGGACAAAACUGAAUCUGCUACGGCAAGGGCCAGACGUCGCAGGGCUUUACGUAGGGCUACAAAGCGUGUGCCCCAACAAUCAGAACGUACUAGGGACCCUACGCCACAGUUAAGGCCUGCUCAAAUUGCCAGAUGUCAGCUCAUACUAUCAGAGAUUAAUAGAAAAAUGAAAGCUGUUACAUGGCAACCACCAUCAGAUUAGUUAGUAAAUAUGCAAGCAAUUUUUUACUUUUAGGGUUACCAUACACUUUAAAGCAUUUGGUGAUACCACACCAAAAUUGAUUACCAUACAAUUUUUAUAGUACUCCAGUGAGUUUAUAGUCAUAUUUGCUGCAGAACUAGGAUCUUGCAAACAAUAGAUUGAACUACUCUCACAACUGUCACUAAAUUGAUUUUAAAGUAUACCUUCUUGAAUGUUUUCAAAUAACUGCUCUUUAAAACAUCUACCCUUGAUGUUUUAAUAUUAUGAGUUUUUAUUGAUUGUUGAAAGAAUAAACUGGCAUUAAAGCAAAUUUUACUUGAAUUGCUUCCAGACAUUCUAACUUCUCUGUCCCAUUUUACUUUUACUUCAAAUCCUAUUAAUGUAUGUUGUAAUAUGUUAAGCUUUCUUUUGUUUUGUUAAUCAUCCAGUUAAUUAUAUAUCAUAGUUAUUGCAAAACACAUCUUUUAAAAUUCUUUAAUCUAAACAUUCUGUCCUGUGACCAUUGCUGUAAUACUGCGAUUAUCCUAUAGAACCAUCAACUCAAUGAGUAAAUAUAUGUAAGUGGUAAUGAAGAAAACAUGUAAAUACUAGUUAUAUUUGUAAAUAUAUAGAAUAUAAAUAUGUAAUUAAAU
This is a messenger RNA of Pieris rapae (cabbage white), 1303 nucleotides long. Its product is annotated as UPF0547 protein C16orf87 homolog. The record is from RefSeq and is a predicted model, not a curated record. The transcript is spliced from 4 exons. Lineage: Eukaryota; Metazoa; Arthropoda; Insecta; Lepidoptera; Pieridae. Bases 192 to 671 code for a protein of 159 amino acids.